AUGAAGCCUGAGUACGAUUUUCUAUUCAAGCUGCUCCUCAUCGGAGACUCUGGUGUUGGGAAGUCUUGUCUUCUUCUCCGUUUCGCCGAUGACACGUACACCGAGAGCUACAUCAGUACCAUCGGUGUGGACUUUAAAAUUCGCACCAUCGAUUUAGAUGGCAAGACAGUGAAGCUCCAGAUAUGGGAUACUGCUGGGCAAGAGCGUUUCCGCACCAUUACAUCAUCGUACUACCGGGGGGCCCAUGGCAUCGUCGUGGUGUACGACGUCACGGACAGAGAGUCGUUUGCAAACGUCAAGAAUUGGAUGCUGGAGAUUGAGAGAUACGCAAUGGAGGGCGUGAGUAAACUAUUGGUAGGCAACAAAUCGGAUCUCACGGCUAAGAAGGUCGUCAGCUACGAGGAGGGCAAGGAGCUCGCUGACUCGUGCAACAUCCGAUUCAUUGAGACGUCUGCUAAAUCCGCCCAAAAUGUUGAAGAGGCCUUCCACAUCAUGGCGUCGGAGAUCAAAGCCCGCGUUCAGGUGGGGCAGCAACAGAGCAGGCAGCAGCAGAACGUUCGCAUUGGUCCCUCUCAGCCUGUUCGCAGCAAUGCGGGCUGCUGUGGGCGCAGUUGA
Molecule: messenger RNA, 615 nt
Organism: Cyclospora cayetanensis
Lineage: Eukaryota; Apicomplexa; Conoidasida; Eucoccidiorida; Eimeriidae
Product: ras-related protein Rab-1B
Exons: 6
Coding region: 1-615 (204 amino acids)
Biological process (GO): regulation of exocytosis; protein secretion
Molecular function (GO): GTP binding; GTPase activity
Source: RefSeq, a predicted model, not a curated record